GAAGUGCCAGAUGAGCUUAUUUACCGUUCAUGCCAGUGUUAUAUGGAGGAAGUGCCCUCUGUAGGGGGUACUAGAUCAUGUUUGAGUAAGGGAGUGGAUGAUAGAGCGGAUGGAUGGAGAUUAUCGGUAAACAAUGAUCAGAGUUGUUGUCAGUUACAGGACGAGGAAACGAAGACGAAGAAAACAGAGAAUGGAAAAAUAACUGGACUUGUAGUUGAGGGAGAGGAGAUCCCCGCUUCCCUUGACUCUGUGAGCCACAAUGCUGAAAAUCUCCCACUAGAUCCCAAAUUAAAACCGAAACCUUCUGGACAGGCUUCUGCCCUGAAGGGGGAACAGAAAGGCAAUAACACUAGUAGAAACAGUAUGGACUGCAAAAAUGACAAGCCCUCAGAGUUGAUUGCACAUGAGGGCAAAAAAGAAGCCCUAGCAUCUCUGAAUGGUGUGGUGACACUAAACUGUGGGCAGCUCAGCAACGGUUAUCCUUGCAAUGAUGGUAGCGGCUCAGAAAGCGGUUAUACCACACCGAAAAAGCGUAGAGCCCAGCGAAAUGGUAGAGCUGUGGACAAUGUAAAUGCUUCAAACCAAGGGAAGGCCAUGCAGCAGGCUGGGAAGCAAGAGCCAGCUUCAGCAGCUACUGAACUGGCAGACAGAACGUCAGCAGCACAGGUCGACUCCAAUAAAGCAUCUUUAAAAGUAGACAGCCAUACUGGCGGUUUCACAAAAGUCAGAGAGGCAGCUGCUACCCCUCCUCCACAGCCUAUGUCUGCACCUGAGGUUUACCGAAAGAGCUCUGGAAAAAAAUUCGAGGACAAAUCUACCAAAACUAAAGUGGCAACAUCGGCCAAAGAGGACUCGUGGACUCUGUUUAAGCCUCCACCUGUGUUUCCUGUGGACAACAGUAGUGCUAAGAUUGUGCCUAAGAUAAGUUAUGCAAGCAAAGUUAAAGAGAACCUCAAUAAGGCAGCCCAAGCUGGCACAGAUGCUCCCUCUCCUGCUCCACAGGUUCCUGGGAGGCCCUCACAGGUGCCCAUGUCAGCUGUGAAAACCAUCACCUCUGCCAGUUUUAGCAACGGUGAAGGCAACAUCUGCCCGUUACCCGGUCCUCACUUCAGCUCAGUGCAGAGCGUGCCAGUCUCCUCCUCUGCAGGGACUGAUCAUGUAGCAUCUUCCUCCACUAGUAGCGGCAAUGUCACCUCCACUUCGGUGCCAGAGCCCAGGAAGCCUAAUCUCUUUGUUUACCCCUUGUCUGGCUCCUCCUCUUCUAAUAUGCAACUUAAUUUACCCAGUGGCCGCCAAUCUGACCCUCCGUCUUCUGCCCCGAACCAGAAGUCUCUGGGUGACAUCUUCCAGAACCAGUGGGGUUUGUCGUUCAUCAACGAACCCAGUGGCAGUCCGGAAGGCCCUACGUCCUGCUCCUCGGUCAAGGACAAACCCAAGGAGGAGAUUGUGGCCAUGCAGGCCCAUAGUGUGCCCCAGACGCUAGAUCAGCAGACAUUUGCCAAGGCGUACGAUUCAGACAAUCGGACUAGUGCUCAGAGCGCAAGUAAAGGUGGAAACCUCAUCCUGCCUGCCACUGGUGUGUCCACCGAGGGCUUGCCCCAGGCAUCAAACCUUGAACUGGAUACCCAUAAGGAUGAGCCUGGGAUCUCUGGUGCAAUAGUGUUUUGCUCUUCCUCUAAGGAUGUAGGGGUGGACGUGCCACGCAAGUUGUCUUUGGCCAGAGAGCAAGGCUACACCAAGGGCUUUGAGAGGAGGGCCAGCUGGGACUUUUUUGAUCUUAAAGCUGCUGUAGUUUAUCACACUAAAGAAAUGGAAAAUAUUUUUAAUUUGCAAAAACAAGAUCCGAGUCGUGUAGUACUCUACAGUGAUUCUAAGAACGGACCUGAUCAGUGAACAGUGAGCCUGGACGCACCGUCUCCUCAGCUGGACUCUGCUAAGAAAGGUGCUUCAUGGAACAUGCUUGCAGCCUCUGAUCAACAUCCGGACUCGGAACAAACCAACCCUGAAGACGGAGUUAUAAAAGACUUCAUUAGUCAGUCAGUCGGUUGGUGGGUGAGGCUGAAUGCAGAGAGAAGGGGUACGCUUGGUAAAACGGGUUAGCUGAAUUAGAAUGGGGAAAGUGCGGAACUGAAGCCAAAACGCUUUUACUCUUAAGCAGUCUAGUGAACCCAUUUUUGCUGAGACAAUUCUAGGAUCUUCUACUCACAAUGUCGAAAGCUCACAGUAAGUCUUUGUCCCACCAGUGGGCAACGGCAUUUUUCUUUUUUUAAAGAGAUGGUGGACUUUAUUCUGCUUGCUGCCAGAGAAGAGGAAGCGCCUGGUGGUGCCUCCGCGGCCCCCAUGGGAAAUUCAGAGAAUCAUGUGGACACAGAGUGCUCUUGUUUGUACACACUGAAACACUAUGGAGUUAGUGUUGCCCUCUAGUGAUUGGGGGUCAGAAAAAUGUGGCCAGAUGAAACAAAACAACUGUUUAAUGUUUCAGGGGACACUAACCAUUUGAGUCAAGAUGGCAAAUACUAAAGCCCUGAGAUAUCUGUCUUAAUUUGUGAAUGAGUUUAGAUCAGUCACAUUAGUGACAUCUGUCUUUGUUUUAAUUUCUCUCUUUUUUCUUUUUUCUUUUUUAGUAAUACUUAAGGUAGAAACGAGCCCUACGAGAGGUUAUAGGGUACACUAAAACCAAGACUAAGUGUGCAAACUGCUGUCUGUAUGAGUGCUCAAAGUCUUAUUGUCGACUUUUUACCCUUCUGCCAUCAGACAACUCUUUGCUUCAAGUUUUUCAGUUCAGAGACGGCAGAGAUUUUAUUAUUUUUACUUUGCAAUUUUGUAUUAACGUUUAGAUCCCAGUUGAGAGUAUGAGAGACGUGCCUCAGCUGUGAUUGUUGCUUCUGCUUCACUUCUGUUUAAGUCUUUGAAGCCACCGUUUUAAACAGCUCUUGCUUUCUCGACGUAUUUUUGCACAAGGAACAAAAUCUGCUGUUGGUGGUGCAAGGGCUACGAGGCCACGGUUUAGUGUGACACUAGCUUAAACAGCUGCUUGAAAGAAGAUCUGGCCUUCAUAUUUGACGUGCAUGACCAGGAACCCUAGUUUUUUAUUAUUAGCUCAACUUUUAUGCAUUUACAGUUUAAAGCUCAUGGAUUA
Molecule: messenger RNA, 3139 nt
Organism: Trichomycterus rosablanca
Lineage: Eukaryota; Metazoa; Chordata; Actinopteri; Siluriformes; Trichomycteridae
Gene: nufip2
Product: nuclear FMR1 interacting protein 2
Exons: 4
Coding region: 43-1893 (616 amino acids)
Cellular component (GO): nucleoplasm; cytoplasmic stress granule
Molecular function (GO): RNA binding
Source: RefSeq, a predicted model, not a curated record